GCCCUCGUCGCGCCCGGCGUCUCAUUUGCAGUCCUUCGACGCGUGACCCCGGCGCGCUCGCGUCCCGGGCCGGUGGCAAGCGCGGGGUGCGCCCGGCGGUGCCAUGUGCCUCCUCUCUCGCGCGGCCGCAGCAGUCGCCGCGCCCCGAUUCCCGCUCCGGCUCCGCGGCAGAGGGCUUGCCGCCGCCAUGUCUACCGCCGGGCCCCUCAAAUCCGUGGACUACGAAGUGUUCGGGAGAGUGCAGGGUGUUUGCUUCAGAAUGUAUACGGAAGGUGAAGCCAAGAAGAUAGGAGUGGUUGGCUGGGUGAAGAAUACCAGCAAAGGCACUGUUACAGGCCAAGUGCAGGGCCCUGAAGACAAAGUCAAUUCCAUGAAAUCCUGGCUGAGCAAGGUUGGGAGUCCUAGUUCUCGCAUUGACCGCACAGAUUUUUCUAAUGAAAAAACCAUCUCUAAGCUUGAGUACUCCAAUUUUAGCAUUCGAUACUGACGGGAAAGAAAUGCAGGUUAUAAUACUGUGUUGUAUUGUAACAUAGACACCAUAUAUGCUUAGUCUACACCAUAGAAUAAUAGUAGCAAAGUAGGAUUUAAAAAAGGAAUGUUUGCCUCUGAAAGAUAUUAAGUUAUAUAUUACUAACAAUGUCUGACACAAAUGAUUUUGCUCAAUUAUGUUUUAGUAAACCAAAACUAUUCUGAUAUUUAAAAUGUCAUCAUAAGAUAUUUAAUAUAUGAGUAUUUCAAUUUAAGCUUGCCUUGCUGAAUUUUUAAUUUCAAUCGAUAUUAUAGUAUACAUGUUAUUUGGCUAAAUGUAAAAUAAUAGCUAAUCAUUUAAAAUUCUUUAUUUUUAUUUGCAGCGAAUUUAAAAAUCUGAAUGUUAUCAAAGUCUUGAAGAAGACCAAAAGUUAGAAAUAAAUGUGUAUGAUGAACAAUAUAACCAUAAGCUAAUGCCAAUAAAGUUAAUAUUUUAAA
Molecule: messenger RNA, 966 nt
Organism: Ochotona curzoniae (black-lipped pika)
Lineage: Eukaryota; Metazoa; Chordata; Mammalia; Lagomorpha; Ochotonidae
Gene: ACYP2
Product: acylphosphatase 2
Exons: 4
Coding region: 104-487 (127 amino acids)
Molecular function (GO): acylphosphatase activity
Source: RefSeq, a predicted model, not a curated record